Penicillium odoratum is the source of this 1101-nucleotide messenger RNA. Its product is annotated as glycoside hydrolase family 16 protein. Gene Ontology annotation, molecular function: glycosyltransferase activity; hydrolase activity, hydrolyzing O-glycosyl compounds. Gene Ontology annotation, biological process: carbohydrate metabolic process; fungal-type cell wall organization. The coding region runs from base 1 to 1101 and encodes 366 amino acids. NCBI's taxonomy places the organism in Eukaryota, Fungi, Ascomycota, Eurotiomycetes, Eurotiales, Aspergillaceae. The record is from RefSeq and is a predicted model, not a curated record. Gene Ontology annotation, cellular component: fungal-type cell wall. The transcript is spliced from 2 exons.
AUGGCGUCCUCUCCUUUACACAUUCUUUUCUCGCUUUUGAUCUUUUUAGGCAUCACGGCCGCGACCGACUGUAACCCUCUGAACACAACAACAACAUGUCCUGCCGAUAACGCACUCAGUACGGAGCACACCUGGUGGCUCAAUUCAACCCUCGACAGCACACUAUGGGACAUGCAAACUGGUACGGCCGACUACACCAGCGAUGGCGCCGACUUUUCCAUCAAAGCAGAGAAUGGAUCCACUCUUUUAGUUUCGAAUUUCUAUAUCUUCUUCGGCGUCAUGGAAGCCCACGUCAAAAUGUCUCCGGGCCGGGGUAUCAUCAGCAGUAUCAUCCUGCAGUCGGACGACCUGGACGAGAUCGAUUGGGAAUGGGUGGGAUAUAACACGAGUGCGGUGCAAUCCGACUUCUUCGGGAAGGGCAACACAACCACGAGCGAUCGUGGCGGGAUCCAUCCCGUAGAGAAUGCGGCUACCGAGUACCACAACUACACCUCCUACUGGGACCGGGAUCGGCUCGAGUGGUGGAUUGAUGGUGAAAAAGUCAGAACAGUCAAUUACUCCGAGCCGUUGACGGUGUAUGGAAAGAAUUACCCCCAGACACCUUGCCGUGUCAAGGCCAGUAUCUGGCCUGUGGGACUUGCCAGUUCGUCCGUUGGCAAUAUAGAAUGGGGUGGUGGUCUUGUUGAUUGGGACGAUCUUCCCUUUACUAUGAGCAUCCAACGCAUCCGCGUGCAGGAUUUCUCCUCUGGAAAGGAGUAUAAAUAUGACGGAACUUCUGGCUCAUAUAACAGCAUUGAGAUAGUCAGUGGAAAUUCGACCGCAGCGGCCGAAAUUAACAAAACACCUGCAAAGAGCUUGUCCGAAAAAUGGGAUGAUCUAGGCGAAGGCGCCCACAUCGGUGUCUACUGUGGUGCAGCCGCCGCCGGUGGACUCUUGAUUGCUCUCUUUGGCUGGUGGUGUAUUCGACAGCGAAAAUCGGGUCGACUUCAACGGGCUCUCGACGAUGGAAGUCAUGGCGAAGAGCUCGCAGCAAUGGAAAAAUCCCAACACCAGUGGGGCCAAGCGAAAUGGGGUCGACAAAGCUAUCAGCCAGUGCCCUAG